Boeremia exigua is the source of this 2190-nucleotide messenger RNA. RefSeq lists its product as uncharacterized. The coding region runs from base 245 to 2164 and encodes 639 amino acids. The record is from RefSeq and is a predicted model, not a curated record. The transcript has 8 exons. Gene Ontology annotation, molecular function: protein binding. Lineage: Eukaryota; Fungi; Ascomycota; Dothideomycetes; Pleosporales; Didymellaceae.
GCUGUGGUUCGCCUCGCCAAUAGUCAGUCAGAUCACAAUCUCACCCACAAGGCUGUCCAAUCGUGAUCUCCCGAGUUCUGCGACAUACGUAAGAGGAAGAAUUUAUAGCCUUCUGACUGCAGCAAGCACGAAGUGAGUUCUGGGCUCAAGGUUCGUAUUCGCCACUGGGAGAGGCUCUGAUGAAACUACUAUGCCUUGAAGCAAAGCCCUCUGCCUGACGUUCACAUCUCACACCGUCUGCACCAUGCCCUAUUCCGCGUGUAGAUUGCUCUUGGUCCUACUCGCAGGGCUUCUCGCUCUUGCAACAGCCCAAAAUGACCCAAUAAAAAACUUUUGCAGACGCCAUGGACACCAGACGUGCGUCAUCGACUCCAAGCUCUACAUCGAUGGAGGGUUUGUCUAUUACGGCACAAGCGUGACUCCCAACAGUCAACCAGAGAGCAACAAACGGCUCCUUUGGGCCGACCUCAAUGAUCUCGGCCUUGGAGUGCCCGCCCAACACAGCAACCUCACAAAGAGCCUGGAAGUGCCCAGCGUUCAUGGCGGCGUACUGUGGCCCGAUACAGUCAACAAGCACUUCUAUCUCUUCGGCGGCAUCUUCAACGAAGGCAAGGUAGAAGCCUUCCACAACCUGUGGUCGUUCGAUACGGUCUACAACAACUGGACCGAGAUCACGCCCGACGGCUCGCAACUAGACAUCCUAUGGCCGUCUCUGGGAGCAUCGGAUGUUACCGACGAGGGCGUCGCGUACUACUACGGCGGCUACGCGGGUAAUGAUUCUGUGGCGGGGUGGGCGGGUGACACCAUCAUGUUGAACGGCUUGGUUCAGUACGAUAUGAAUAAGAAUACGUGGGAUAACCGGUCGUAUGACAGCACGCCACGAGCUGAGGGGAAUAUGCACUAUAUACCAGCGUCCCAGAGAGGAAUGUUGGUCUACUUUGGUGGGCUGGAACAGAAGACAGCUGGUAAUACAAGCUAUGCGUCGAUGAGUGACAUACACGUCUUCGACAUUGCGAAUAGUAGAUGGUUUACUCAGACCGCAGAUGGCGAGAUGCCUCAGGCAAGACGCGGGUUCUGCUCAGGUGUUGCUUGGGCCGAGGACUACUCUUCCUACAAUUUCUACAUCUAUGGCGGAAUAAGCCCGAAUGAGACAGCACUCGGUGAUCUCUGGAUACUAUCGCUGCCGUCUUUCAAAUGGAUACCUUGGUACCCUACAGUCAAACAAGAAUACUUCCCUGGUGGGAAGGCCUGGUCAUCCUGUAACGUCAUGCAGAACUCCAAGAUGAUUGUCAUGGGCGGAAAAGUCGUCAACCCAGAAAGAGAUGCCUGUGACGCGCCCACGGCAUGGGGACAGCAUGGUGUGUUGCUUGGACAGGAGAGUGUUGAAAAGGAAACCAUGUGGUAUGGGCUGGGAGUUGAUGCACCCAAAUAUCGCGUGCCAGGCAACAUCACAGAAGUCAUCGGCGGCGGAACUGAGGGCAAAGCUACUGUCACAGCACCUGCUGGGGGCUGGCAGACCAGUGAUCUGAGGGUCUACUUCCAGACCAGCUACCCGGCUACCCUCCGGUCGGCGACAAGAGCACUACCAAGCUCGUCCACCACUUCAAGCAGCAUUCCAGCCCCGUCGUCCUCAAGUACUAAUACUGGUGCAAUUGCGGGCGGUGUCGUGGGUGGUGUGUUAGGAUUAGCAGGCAUCUUAGCUCUCGCGUGGUUCUGUCUCCGCCGUCGACGCAAACAAAAGGCAAACGACCCGCCUCCAGCAACUGCCAUGCAGGCUCCUCCGCAGCACAACGGGGCCGAGAAGUUCGUGGCUACCUCGACGACAACUUCAUACCCCAGCACGUUCCCAUCCCCUCAUCCGAACGCGUCUGGGUACUCGCCUCAGGCAUCGCCGCCGCCUCCAUCGUGGUCGGAGCAUCACAGUCCCAGCACCUACUACCACGAGUCACCGCCAAUGCCGCAGCACACUUGGGGAUCUCAUGAUAUGCCGAUUCAGUAUGCGAACCAGCAGCCAUACUAUUCGCCGCCUUCAGACCCGUCACAGUCAGUGAAGCAUUCACAUACGGCAAGCGUGGAGCUGCCGCCAAACGAAGUCCUAGAAAUGCCGGAAGUGAGGAGUCCAAUGCCUGAAGUGAGAAGUCCGGCGCCGAAACGAGGCUUCUGAGGGGCUACUCCGCGAUGCCGUCGUUA